Scatophagus argus is the source of this 1869-nucleotide messenger RNA. RefSeq names its product transcription factor HES-5-like. The transcript has 2 exons. Gene Ontology annotation, cellular component: nucleus. Gene Ontology annotation, biological process: regulation of neurogenesis; regulation of transcription by RNA polymerase II; anterior/posterior pattern specification. NCBI's taxonomy places the organism in Eukaryota, Metazoa, Chordata, Actinopteri, Scatophagidae. Gene Ontology annotation, molecular function: protein dimerization activity; RNA polymerase II cis-regulatory region sequence-specific DNA binding; DNA-binding transcription factor activity, RNA polymerase II-specific. Bases 421 to 1125 code for a protein of 234 amino acids. The record is from RefSeq and is a predicted model, not a curated record.
GUACAUUUUAUUUGAGUCCCAAAAACUUGCAGAGAAGGUCUUUUUCUAUUCACUAUUCUGAAUAGAGUCUCAACUGUUGCACAGCUCCGCGAAGAAAGUCUGCCAUGUCAAACUUGUGGAAGUGGCUGCAUGUUGGUCUUUUCUAAGGCUUGGCCCUCUGUAACACCCACGUGUGCCUGGUGGUGGAGGCACUUUGUGCUCAAUUGCGUGGCGGCAGAGAUGACAUGAGACUGCCGGCAUGCUUCCCUUUGGGGUCACCACUUUCCCAUAUCAACACAAGCACAGGGUCAGUCUCCCAGCUACACUCCCCCUCCACACUCCCCACUGCCCCACCCGAGCUCUUUCUCUUGCAGUCUAUUCCUCCACCUGCUCCCCAGAGACACACUCAUUGUCCCCACGGCUAUAAACACUUCAUUGAGCAUGUGGCAGCCCUGCGUUCCUCAAAGCCCUUCCCAGCACUCUCAUUGGCCCAGGGACUGUGAGAAACUCCAACAAGCCCAAGACCCACACAUUCAUAUGGAGAUUUGGGUGUAUAAAUACAGGGCAGAAGCAGAGGAAAAGGCAGCUCAGAUUCAACUGGCUCUUCAGACCGAGCAGGAACACUCUGACUCUACAGCUAUGGCACCCACUGUUUUUGGUCACGCAAGCUUUUCUAAGGAACAUCUGACUCCUGCUCAUAAGCUGAGAAAACCAAUGGUGGAGAAACUGCGCAGAGACCGCAUCAACACCAGCAUCGAGCAGCUGAAAUCCCUGCUGGGUCCCGAGUUCCUCAGACACCAGCCUGACUCCAAGCAAGAGAAGGCGGACAUCUUGGAGAUGGCCGUGUCCUAUCUGAGAGGCUGGCAGCAGCAGAAGCAGCAGCGACAGGCCAGCGUGACCUCCGGUUUGAUGACUGCCAGCGAUGGCUACUCCCGGUGUGUGCAAGAGGCCGUCAGCUUUCUGUCCCACUGUGAGGUCCAGACUCAGGCCCACAGACAGCUACUCAACCACUUCCAGGGUCUGCAGGCAUCCAGCAGGACCAGCCACAGUCCCUCCAGCCUCUCCCCACCUGGCUCUCCGCUCCAUCAGGUCAGCUCCAGCAAGGGUGUGAGCCAGGCCAGUGGUGCUCUGUGGAGGCCCUGGUAGGAUGGAGGCAGCAUCACCUCCACACAGAGAGAAAGAACUACGUCUGUGAACGUCAUGGACAGAAAGUUGAAGACUCGCUGAAGUCUGUUUCCUUUUGCUUUGGCAGGAGAUUCAAUAUUGUUGAGUUUUAUACUUGUGGCAAAGGGCACAAUGUGCCAGUAUUCCUUUGGAAAGACUGCAAUGAUUCAGGUUUUACUGAAUAUGUACACCAUGUGUAUACACAUUAUGCACAGUGUUUACUCUGUGAUUGUGUUCAUUUUUCCUGUGGGGAAACAACAAAUCCCGACUUUUUGUUUGUCUGGCAAACAUCACUGAAUUAUCUUGUUGUCACACCCACACUGGGUUGAAACUAUUUAAGUGUCUGAGACACUGUUUGAUUUAUGUGUGUAAACUACUGCUUAUCUUUGAUACUGAGUAUCACUGACAGAUACGUUUCAUCAGCUCGCUGCCGGUGAAUCAACAACAUCCCAUAAAUGGAUCCUAUGGAUCCACCUUUACUGUAAAUCGCAUUACGAUUAUACUUAAUUAUGACUAUAUAUGACCUUUAUUUGGUCUGUGUGUGAAGGAGUGUUACUGUUAACUGCUCAGUUGUGAUGUUCAUAAUAGAUGUUUUUUUCAUCUUGAAAUGAAUGCCUUUUAUAAAGACAUUUUAUGUUGACAUCAAUCUUCACUGGAAAGAAUCUUUUGCUUCCUUGAGAAGUUUGCCUUUGAAAAAAAUAAAUUGAAAACUUCACUUGAAGUUAU